AUGGCUGGCAACAUUUCCCUCAGCAGACGGGACAUUGAUGUCCUCGGCAAGAUCCGCGACCCCGAAUCCAACCCAGAGAGUGGGCUUCGCCUCGAUGCCUCGCUGCCCAAGGACCCGCACAUCACCGAUGCCGUCGAGUACGACGCCAAGACGCUGCCCGACCCCGUCGAGGCCUACCGGGCAUGUGUUGCUCGCCUGGGCAGGCUUGUCGAAGAGCACCCUCGGUAUGCCAGUGCGCGCAACAACCGCGCCCAGGCGCUGCGUCGCCUCUACGGCGACGACAUGCUUCUGGAGCCCAUCGUUGAUGGACCGGUGCUUGGCGCCCCGCGCCCGCAACGAGGCGUCGAGGCGAUUCUGAGCGGCCCUGCGGCCGACGCGACGGAGCGUGCAGAGGCGGCCGCCACCGUGCUCUCCGACCUCGACCGGGCCAUUGCCUUGUUGAUGCCCGCGCCCGCCAGUCUCGCAUCCGCCGCGCUCUCGCCGACCGCCGCCAAGACCCUCUCCCUCGCCUUCACCCAGCGCGCCGCCAUCUACUAUGCCACAUCCAAGCAGCUUGCUUCCAACAGCAGGCGCUGCAAUGCCGCGGUCGACCGGCCUGAGGCGCGCUGGUCCGAGAUGGACUUUGAGGAGGCGGCAUCGCGCGAUUUUGCCAUGGGCGGCCGCUUCGGUAACGAGAUUGCCCGUGGCCUGGCCGUGGGUACGAACCCGACUGCCAAGUUGUGCGGCCAGAUGGUACAGCAGAUGAUGAAGGGCGAGUACGGCGCCGACAACGGAAGCGGCUCGAAAGUCUGA
Messenger RNA from Sporothrix brasiliensis 5110, 792 nucleotides. RefSeq lists its product as uncharacterized. The transcript has 2 exons. The coding region runs from base 1 to 792 and encodes 263 amino acids. NCBI's taxonomy places the organism in Eukaryota, Fungi, Ascomycota, Sordariomycetes, Ophiostomatales, Ophiostomataceae. The record is from RefSeq and is a predicted model, not a curated record. Gene Ontology annotation, biological process: cilium assembly.